This is a messenger RNA of Phalaenopsis equestris, 1430 nucleotides long. Its product is annotated as electron transfer flavoprotein subunit alpha, mitochondrial. Gene Ontology annotation, cellular component: mitochondrion. The coding region runs from base 119 to 1204 and encodes 361 amino acids. Lineage: Eukaryota; Viridiplantae; Streptophyta; Magnoliopsida; Asparagales; Orchidaceae. The record is from RefSeq and is a predicted model, not a curated record. Gene Ontology annotation, molecular function: flavin adenine dinucleotide binding; electron transfer activity. The transcript is spliced from 8 exons.
AUUCCCGACCGAAACGGGAAAAGAGGCACGGUUUCAUUUCUACUGCACGGAACAGAGCGAAUCUGUAGCGAACCCCUUUCUCUGCCACAGAAAGCGUUAAAGGGCGCUUACCGCUUCAAUGGCAUCUCUUGCUAUCUUCAGAGCUCUAAGAAAUCGACGCUUCUCUUCAAUUUCUCCUUCUGCAAUACCUUGCUCUCGGUCGUUCUCUAGACUUAUUAGCACGUUGGUUUUAGGUGAACAUGAAGGGGGAUUUCUUAAACCAUCAACUUUAAGUGCAAUUUCUGCCGCAAGUUCUAUUGGUAAAGAUAAUUCGAUAUCUGUUCUGCUGGGUGGCUUUGGUUCAGACCUCAAAAAAGCUGCUACGCAUGCUGCAUCUGCCCGACCUGUGAUUUCUCAGGUGCUAGUAGCAGAUGCGGACAUAUUAACUCAUUCAUUGGCUGAAUCUUGGGCUGAUCUAGUCUAUUUGCUACAGAAAGAGGGUGAUUACUCAUAUAUAAUUUCUGCCUCAAGUUCAUUUGGAAAGAAUGUGUUACCACGGGCUGCUGCUCUUCUAGAUGUUUCUCCUAUAACUGAUGUUAUUGAAAUAUCCGAGCCUCAUUUGUUUGUCAGGCCAAUUUAUGCUGGUAAUGCUCUAUGUAUGGUUCGUUAUACUGGCUUAGAUCCUUGUGUGAUGACCAUUAGACCCACAUCAUUUGCCCCUCCAGCUAUCCCAAGUGAAGUGGACUCUAAUGCAGCCCCUAUCUCUCAGGUUGACCUCUCAACCUUUAACAAAGAAACACAGAGGAAAUCUUGGUGGUUAAAGCUUACCUCUCAAGAAACUGACCUUCCGGAUCUUGGAAAUGCACGGAUUGUUGUUACAGGCGGACGAGGGUUGAAAAGUGCAGAGAACUUCAAGUUAUUGGAAAAACUUGCUGAAAAGCUUGGUGCAGCAGUUGGAGCCACACGAGCUGCAGUUGAUGCCAACUUCGUACCAAAUGACCUCCAGAUUGGUCAAACUGGAAAAGUCGUUGCUCCUGAACUCUACAUGGCUUUUGGAGUUUCAGGAGCCAUCCAACACUUGGCUGGAAUGAGGGACUCCAAGGUCAUUGUAGCUGUAAAUAAAGAUCCUGAUGCACCUAUAUUUCAGGUUGCAGAUUAUGGACUUGUUGCCGACUUGUUUGAGGUGAUACCAGAGUUGAUUGAAAAGAUUCCAGAAAAGAAGUAACCCCAGCUUAAAAAAUUGAUUUGCCCAGAAUUUUCAUGCGAUGGCCUUUAUUUAUUCCAUCAUGAAUUAAUCAAAUUAGCAAAUUACAUACAAAAAUAAGUCUGCUUAGUAUUGUUGUAUGGCCGAGCUGUAGCACCUUGAUGCCAUUCCAUUGCUAUUUUUAUUUUCCAUAUUCAGACUAAUUUUCUACAGGUCGAGCUGUAAUAAAUGUCGAGCUGUUUCAUUA